Bombus pyrosoma is the source of this 8924-nucleotide messenger RNA. It is a transcript of the gene Oatp30B, whose product is annotated as solute carrier organic anion transporter family member 3A1. The record is from RefSeq and is a predicted model, not a curated record. Gene Ontology annotation, molecular function: protein binding. The transcript is spliced from 15 exons. Gene Ontology annotation, cellular component: membrane. Bases 355 to 3231 code for a protein of 958 amino acids. Gene Ontology annotation, biological process: transmembrane transport; sodium-independent organic anion transport. Lineage: Eukaryota; Metazoa; Arthropoda; Insecta; Hymenoptera; Apidae.
CACAGCUGGUCUAUGAUCUCCGAAGGAAGCUGACGGUCGAACGCUAUCAAUGUGAUUUUCGUGAAAUUCUUACCGAUCUACCGGUCAGAUCGUGAGGUCAAGGCAAGCGUGCGUGUAAAAUUCGUUCAGUGCUCGGCUCGUAGUGUCAGUGAGUGUGUUUAGAUGUAUACAAAACUCGUUAAUCGCGGUGUCACCACGAGGAUUUUUCACUGCCCUGGAUACAAAGGAGUUUCGUGAGGUGCUUCGAGCGUCCUUUCGGCAACUCGUUCGAAAAUGUCGCCGGCUGAGCCGUAAUUCAACGAUCUUGGUAGAAAGGAAGCCGAGGGCCGCGAAGAAGUGGCGGACAAGGAAGAAAUGGCGUCCACCAGCGGGCACAAGAGGAACGGCUCGAGCUCGAGCAUGUUCACCCACAAACGCACCGAAUCCGGCGGCGGUUUUAUCGGCCACAAACGCUCGGAGAGCGGUCACAAACGCGCCGAGAGCAUAUCCAGUGCCUUUGGCUACAAACGAUCCGAGAGUGGCCACAAGAGGAACGAAAGCAGCGGAGGUGGUUUCGGCCACAAAAGGUCCGAGUCUGGCAGCAAUUACCAUGCCGGACAUCGAAGGAACGAAAGCAUGUACGCUAUGACUGGGCUGUACGCGGAGAGUGCGACCACGGGAACCGACGAAACCACAGAUCCACUGCAGGCAACCGGUAGCAGACUGACUCACGACACCGUCAUCAGGUGUCACAGUAGAAAUCCCAGUUCUGGCCUCGUGGACCAUAGAGAUUUUAUCAUCAAAUGUCACAGCAGGAAUCCCAGUGCUUCCAUGGUGGACAGGACGGAGAAGGAGAGAGCGCAAACUCCGCCGUUUAAUCCGGAUUCGAAGGACUGUGGAAUCCUGAGCUGCCGGCCGGCCUUUAUACAAAAAUUCGCUGGAAUAAAGGUGUUUGUGUUCCUUCUGUCGUUUCUCGUCACGCUGCAGCAAGCACUUAGUUCAGGUUACAUAAAUUCUGUGAUCACGACCAUAGAGAAAAGGUUCGAAAUCCCGUCCAGCCUUUCAGGCGUCAUUGCUAGCUCCUAUGAAAUUGGAAAUGUCAUCACCGUCAUCUUCGUCAGCUAUCUUGGUAGCCGAAGACAUAUACCUGUUUGGAUAGCUAUUGGCGCCGUCAUAAUGGGACUGGGAUCGAUGAUCUUUAUGGUACCACACUUCACAGCCGAACCCAAUUUAAUGACGGCUGCGAACAAUUCUAGCUCGGACAACAUUUGUCGCGGUGUUUCGUUACGCGAACAAGAUAUGGGAUUAGGUCGUUUAUCGUCUGGAUUAUCGUCUCCGCCUUUAGCACCACACAACAAUUUAAGAGGUGAUAAUUGCAUUCAGGGAUCUCCAUCUACCGCUGGUCCUGUUAUGUUAUUUGUACUUGCUCAGUUAUUAUUAGGCUGUGGUGGUUCCCCUUUAUUUACCCUCGGUACUACUUACAUAGAUGAUCACGUACGACCAGAAAGUGCUUCUUUGUAUAUCGGUUGUAUGUAUAGUAUGGCAGCUUUCGGGCCGGUUUUAGGUUUCCUUCUUGGAGCUUAUCUCUUAUCAUUUCAUAUGGAUUCAUUUUCUGGAACAAUCAUCAGUAUAGAUCCAGGUGAUCACAGAUGGGUAGGCAUGUGGUGGGGUGGUUUCCUACUCUGUGGUUUACUCCUGAUCCUAGUGGCAAUACCGUUCUUCAGUUUCCCGAAAACUCUGCAACGGGAGAAAGAAAAAAUACGAAUUAUCGAAAAAGCUAAAUCUUCGUCGCAGAAAGAGAAAGAGCAAUGCAAAGAACCGAAAAAGGAGAAACUAAAUGACAGUGGUUACGGCAAAGAUGUGAAGGAUAUCCCCAGGAGUAUGUGGAGGUUGGUGUGUAAUCCAGUGUACGUAGUAACGUGCCUAGGAGCUUGCAUGGAAUUAGUAAUCGUCUCCGGGUUUGUGGUUUUCCUGCCAAAGUAUCUGGAGACACAGUUCAGCUUAGGAAAGAGUCAAGCCAGUGUAUUCACCGGCUCUAUAGCGAUACCGGGUGCCUGCAUCGGAAUCUUUUUUGGCGGAUGUUUGCUCAAACGUUUAGAAUUAAGACCGAAAGGUGCAGUUCAAUUCGUUCUCGUCUCGAACAUGAUAUGCCUGGUGUGCUAUGGCCUCCUCUUCUUCCUCGGUUGCGACAACGUAAAAAUGGCUGGGACCACUAUACCGUACUUUAACAGCAGCACAAAGGGUCCGGAACCCUUUCAAGUAAAUCUCACUGCCGCGUGCAACUUUGGUUGCGAGUGCCGAAUGACAGACGUCGAGCCAGUCUGUGGAAACAACGGUCUCACGUAUUUUAGCCCUUGUCAUGCAGGCUGCACUGCCUUCAGUUCGAAAUCGAACUUUACUAAUUGUGCAUGUAUACACGGAAACUUAACAAUGUUGCCACCGGCAGCUCCAGAAUUUGCGGAAGUAACGGUAGUGCCAGUAGCUACUGCUGGCCCGUGCACUUCGCCCUGUAGAACUAUAUUUCCAUUUUUAAUUUUACUUUUUUUUAUGACGUUUAUUGUUGCCAUCACUCAGAUGCCUCUAUUAAUGAUAGUGUUACGAUCAGUCUCAGAGGAGGAAAGAUCGUUUGCUUUAGGCAUGCAAUUUGUAAUUUUUAGACUGUUCGGUUACAUACCUGCUCCUAUUUUAUUUGGUAAUCUAAUUGACUCUACAUGUUUACUUUGGAAAAGCACAUGUGGAGAAAAAGGUGGACGAUGUUUACUUUACGACAUUGAACAGUUCAGAUACAGAUAUGUAGGACUUUGCGCUGGCAUCAAGAUUUUAGCUUUGGCACUGUUCCUCGUUGAUUGGUGGUUAGUUAGAAGGAGAAGGCAAAUGGAAGACCAAGCACCGUCUUUUACUGUCAACGAAUUCGUAGGGUCAAUUAUCAGCCUUGACAAAUUAUUCGAAGAAAAACCGCAUCUUCACAGUGUCGGAGAUGGAGACGGCACAUCUCCAAAUUCUGAAUUGCCCACGCCGUCGUCAAUAUCGUCGCCUACGGAGCCUACAAAGUCGACGAACCUAGAAGACACCGGCUCAUCGAAUCAGACGCAAGAUUCGACGGAUAUAGGAAUUCGUUCGAAGAACGCAAUGGAUGUCGAUGAUAUCGAUGUUCCCGAUACAAGGCAAGCACCUCUUGCUUUAGAAGAACCGGACACAGAAGUCAAACCGUUGACCGGUAAACCCUCUGACAAGCUCGUGCGGAACGUUUAAUGUUUAACUCGUGUUAGAGGCUAUCCAAUUGAAUUAUAUCAAAAAGGUGAUAAUGUAAGUCUGUGGCAAAUUGUUUUGAGAUCGCAGGUAAACGAAUACAGUAUAUAUAGAGUGGAAUAAUACGUACAACGCCAUGUGCAUUAUUAAUUUGUGCAAUCCUAAAAAAGAAACGCUGUUAAUAAUGGUAGAAAGUGGUACGAAUGACUUUAAAUGAAAGAAAGAAAUGAUAAUCUCUGUAUACAUAUAUGGUGCUAAUAUACUUUUUUAAAGAGAUCGAAAGACAAAGAAUUACCUUAUAUCGUUCCGUGCAUCGUCAGAUACAAAUUUAAAUUGUGUUGAAGAUAUAAGUAAAUUUUACAUACACACACAUACAACACACGUUAUAUAUUCUUGAAUACAAGUGAAUCGAAAAUAUUUUUACAGUGGUUAUAUUUGCGUGAAGGAUAUUGUUUAUCGUGCGAAAUAAUUUGCCACAGGUUUGUCUCGAUGGUUUGGCUAUUUUUAGGAACUAAUAUCACUAGAAUGUACAUUUUUACGGUGAUGCGAUAUAUAUGUCAAUAAAUAGGAACGUAAUAGGUGAAAAAAUAUAAUCAGGCUCGUUUCAGACAGACGUAUUGUAUCUUGAUUGAAGAAAGAUUUUCUUUGUCUGAGACGAGUUUCCUUCGCCGUUGGAAAACGAGCCUUGCGCGAUUUAAGAGAGAAAAAAAAAGGAAAAAGAAAAAAAAAUAGGAAAAAAGGAAGAAAGGCCAACAAGGACAAAACUGUAAAUAUAAAAAUUCCUGCCUUAAGAAAUACAAGACUAGACAAACGUAUAUUUAAAGAUAAUUAAUUAAGUGAUAGAGUUAACGAUCUAUAAUAAAUAAUAUCAUUAUAAUUGCAGAUUGAGAGCUGCGAUUUAUUUUAUAACUAGAGAUUAGGCUUUCUCAGAAAUAAAAAAAAAAAGUAGUCAAUUUAACCUAGCAAUGUAAAGGAAAAAACACGCAAAAAACAAACUAAAUGAACUUAAUAGCGUUGAUCCUUUUAUGGAAUUAGUUUAACUUUGUAGUAGCGUACGUUUUAUUCCUUUUUGUUUCCUUUUGGUUUCUGAAAGAACACUUAUAUUAUCAAUGAAAGAAUCAUGCUUUUAACAAAGCGACACGUUGAUCUCUGAUAUGUUUUCUCCUAAGUGCUAUGGUAUCAGCGACACACUAUUUUAAGAGCUUUCAGAAAAAACGUUAGCAUUAAUUAAACGACAAAAAAGAAGAAAACAAAAUAAAAAAACGGAAGUGUUGAUGCGACUUUUUCGUCGUGACGCAUGCGUUACUUCUUGUGCUAUUCUACGGAAUGAAAUAUUUAAUGAAUUAUAAAAUGAAUUAUGCUUCCAAGCAAUGAAUGGAAAACAGGAAGCUAUAGAUUUUCGGUCAAAGAAUGCUGAUGUAACAAAAUCGCUGGUCAAUUGGAAUUAAUUGUACAACACGUUGAGAGACGUGUCUCGGACAAGUCCUGGCUUAUUACACACCAUUUAGCUCACUCGUUGUUAGAGAGAAGACUACUUGUUGUUUUGUACCUGAAAGCUUCUUGUAUCCAAUUUCGAUGUGACAAAAGAGUGAAAAAGAAGAAGAAGGAGAAACAAACGAAAGAAUACAAAAAAAGAAAAAAAUAUAUAAAAAAAAAACUCACUCAGGAAAAGAAAUUUUAUAGCGCGUUAAGAGCACGUUUAACCGAAUCGAAGGAAAGCUAUAAAUAAUAAUACAAAUAUGAAAUAUCUAUCAGUGCAAAAUGAACGAAAUCUUAGCCUAAGAAACGAACAAAAAGAGAAUGAUGUAAAGUAACUCGUUUCAGCUCAAUUUCUUUUAGAAGUGAUUAAGGCAAGAUGAAAGAAGAUAAUUAAAAAAAGAGAUUCUACGAAAGAAAAAUUUUAACAAAUAAUGAUGAUGUUAUAUAGGGACAACAAUGCCAUUUGCAUGAACUAUCAUUUGAAACUGUUCUUUUCUCCUAUCGCUUCGGGUACGAAACCGUUCUACUAAUGCUUCUAUCUAAUUCAAUUAAAAAAAUAUUGAAAUAAACGAACGAAGGGUAUAUAGCGUUAAUUUUACACUGUCUUGAAAAAAAAAAGAAAUAAUCUAUUAUGCUGACGUCGUCGUAGCAUUUACUUACGUUAAUGCAGACACACUUACCUAUGUACGAUAUUAUAUCUCGCACGCUGUUUGGCCCAUCACUGUCAAUUUUUCGAAGUGUAGUUACACACGCUACCUAUAUAUACAUACAUAUAUUAUAUUUUAGAGGCAAUUUUGAUGUUUGCAAAGUGGCGAAUCCGUACGACGAAGUUCAUCGUUCGAAACGUUCUCGAGGCCGUGAUGAUCUCUCUCCUAACUACAUUAAUUACUACAAAGCAACUUACGUAUUAAUACUAAUACUAUACCUACUUUGUGAUAUGAAUCUCUCUGUCGAACGAUUGAUUUUGUCGGACGGAUCUCUCGUAUACAUGUGGAUUAUAAACAAAAAGGGAAAAAAGUGCUGUGAAUAGAAAAACACAAAAGAAGACGGACAAGUAGAAGAAGAAAAAAGAAGAAGAAGCAGAGGAACAGGGAGGAGGAGAAGAAGAGAAAAACGGAAGAUGUGAGAAUAUGCAGAUUAAAAUGUUCAAAAAAAAAAAAAGAGAAGAGUUAAACAAGUCGAAUCAAAUUCAGUUCAAUUCACACGUUUCGUCGAGAAUGAAAGAUGCGAGAUUGUUAACAGGAGAAAUAUUAAUAAUAAUUGCAUCCACGGAGACGCUACAACUGUACAUAGGGAAUUAUAAUAGUUAGAGCGAUUUAUAACGAGCAAUCGAGAAAUAAAUGAACACGUGGUUACGUGCAUUAUAAUUAUAUAUAUAUAUACAUAAAUAUAAAUAUAUUAUACGAUUUAAUAGGAUUUUACGAUGGUCGCCAUUGACACGACGACGUUCUGUUUCUAAUAUAAAACGCAUCGUUUUGUACGAUUUAUGGCGAACGUUAUGGAAUGAACGAACGAUCUUGAUCGCGCGACUCGCACAAUUUUUCCAUCGUGUUACUUAAAUAUUUUUACGGAAAUCUUUCUCGUAUAUACCGUUUUAUGAUGAAUCGUAUCCUCAGAAUUUCUUUCCUUUCUUUUUCUAUUUUUUUCUUUCUUUUUUUUUUGUUUGAUAUAUUUAAAAUUCCGUUCCAAUAUAUUAGUCGUACAGCUAACUCGUUGUCAGAUUAAUUUUUGCAAUGUCAUAUCGUUAUUGUUAUUAUUAUUACUAAUAUUAUUAGUAUUAUCAUGAUUACUGUAAUUAUAUCGCUGGGCUUUUUACUGUCUACCGUUAGUAUACUCAUAGUUUAAUUUAGCGUUAAUGUUUAUUUCGUAGCGGAUGUUUUUUUUUUUUUUUUAAUCGAUUCGGUCGUACUAUAUAUUUGCUGUAUUUAACACAUUCCCACGAGCUAAUAUACAUUAUUAAUCGAAACUAAAAGGAAAGCGUUGAACGUAACAAAAUGUCAUAUGGAGGAAAGCGUUUUAAGUAUUAGGUAGAAAGUUCUAACAUAGCGACAAGAAUUAAUAAAUUAAAGAAGAGAUAUUGUGUACAUAGAUAUUGACUAUUACAAUGAUUAAUAUAAACUGCUUAUAGAUGUAAUGUAUUUUUUGUAGGGACCAUAAUGUAUAAGCAGAACGAUACGAGGACGUUUCUUUCGUUUCUUCCUUUCUUUUUUUUUUCUUUUUUUUUUUUAGUUCAUUUUCUUCUUUUCUUUGGUCGAACGGUUCUUGAAUGGUGAUACGUGACUGUGAGACGAAAGCUCUAGCUAAGGUUUGUGGAAAAGUAGAGGCAAAGAAAUAAAAAGCAAUACGUGUUUGCUUGCGAAUGCGGAGAUGAGAAUACGAAGGUAAAGCUUCGUAAAUUAUGAGAUUCAGAGAUUAGGUAUUAUAAUUAUAAAAGCUCAUAGAAAAUUGAAAUCUGAAAACGUAUACGUAGUUUUGAAUGUUUCGCAACAAUGAAAAGUUCUCGAAAUGCGUGCGAUGAAUGGAUGGAGUGUCAAUAAUUGAUGUUCGCAGAGCUCGCAGAACAGAUUUCGUUGAAUAUUAUAUGGUAUUUACAGUUAAUGAAAUCUUUUCUACGAGCAUAACAGCGAAUGGAAAAGCUAAGCAUCGCCGUGUGUUAUAGCACGUGUGAAGUUGAUCGGCUGUUGAAGGUCAUCGAGAAAAAUUAGAUCUAGUAGAUCGUUUAUUUUAUUACACUGUUCCAUGCCCGUACACUCUACACUUGUUCUUUUCAUCCCCUUGGCUUAUUCUUGUACUUCUUACAUCAUGAAACUCACGUUUCCCUUCUUAUUUAUCUACGAUGCUUUGUGCAAUUGUUGGCAUUAGGAAAAUCAUAUUUACAAAACGUACUAAUAAUGUUAUAUUACCUUGUAGAAAAAGUUAUAUUAUGUUUUUUUUAUUAUAUUCGAUUAUUUUUUCCUACUUGUUCAUAUUUUAUUUGAUUAUUAAAAAAUAAAAAUUCAAUAUUAAAACUAAAGUACACUUUAUUUACACAUACAAUCGUCACACAUAAUUAAUGCCAUAGAAUAAGUUAAUGAAGUCGUAAUAAGAAAAAUUGGCUGUAGGAUGGUAGGAGAAGUGACCUUGAGCAGCCAACUGAUAUCUCAAUGGAGCUGUAUUCCGAGACAAAGUAGGAAAAAUCGUAAAUGAAGAAGAUAAUCGAUAUUACAAUUGUGAGAGAGAAAUGGUUCAGAAAGAUGGGAAUAGAGAGUUUGUUCGAUAAAGCGUCAGUGACUUUCGAAAGCAUUUCAGUCGGAUUCCAACAGUUUGAUACGUGUUAAUGCCAUGCCAUUUCAUACACACACAUGCAUAGGUACAUAUCGCACACGAACACCCCUACACGCCUACCAUACGUUACUUUCUUACGAUUAUUGUAUAUUAUAGAAAUUCUUGUGUCACACAGCAAAGGUUGCUUAAAUUUAGUCGCGUAGCAAGCGAAUAAAAUUACAUAAAUGAAUGCAUUCGGCCACCCUAGAAAACAGAGGAAAAACGAAGCAACAGAAAGCAGUCAUUUUGAUAUACCGAUCAUAAUGCAGAGAAUGAUUUAGACGCGACCGAUUUCGUAAUUUGCGAAACGGUGUUAAAAAAGGAAAGAACACUUGAAAUAACAUUGCCUUAAAAAACGAAAGAUUAAAAAAAAAAAAAAACGUAAUUCAUAAGGAACGCUCUGACGAUGGUACAAGUGGCAAAAGGAAAUCAAUGGUGAUGAAGAAUGACCGUGAAUUUGCAGAGACAAAGAUAUAUUAUAUAUAUUAUAAAUAAAUAUAUGAAGAUAAUGUUAGACGUAAGAACAAAAUCUCGUAUUGUCAAAAAUGAUUUAUCGUUUCCUCGAGUAUUAUAUAUAAAUAUAUAUAAUUUUAAACCCCUUAUGAUAGAGAAUAUAUCGUGCGUGCGCGGUCGAAGGAAGCUGUUUUUUCUUGAGGUGAACAUUCUGUUUUCAUAUCGAACACCGAGUCUCUUCCUUACAUAUGGAACAAAUACAGAUUGUGAGUCGUACUAGGGUUCGUGUAAUUUUCGUUUUGCGUUUUAUCAGGAGGCGAAAAGAUGAUAAUGUAGAUAUUAUUAUCGGGACAUUGUCUUUUCCUCCGUUCGUCGAAACUUAACAGUUUUUUUUUCCUUCUUUCAGAAGUAAGGCACAAACAAUGUAUUUACAAUGAAUAAAUGUUUUGAAAACUGUUAAA